Molecule: messenger RNA, 1410 nt
Organism: Lottia gigantea (owl limpet)
Lineage: Eukaryota; Metazoa; Mollusca; Gastropoda; Lottiidae
Exons: 3
Coding region: 1-1410 (469 amino acids)
Source: RefSeq, a predicted model, not a curated record
AUGAAUAUGAUGAAAGCUUCCGUCGUACAUUACGUAGGUGCCCCAAUACAGAAGAGUAUUCAACGAGCUUUACAGGCAGACGGUAUCACCCCAUUGAAGGUUGUGGGCGAAGUUCAUUUACAGCUGAAUCGUGGCGACCACAAUUUGACCCUCGAUGCUUUGGUUGUUGAAGAUCUUGAUGUAGACGUACUAGCAGGAACACCUUUUAUGACCCAACAUGACAUAUCCGUUAGACCUGCCAUGUGUCAAGUCAUCAUCAAGGACAACGAUGUCAUCCAAUACGAUUCUUCAUCAACUACCACACAUUCUUCAGCUGUUAGGCGCACCCAAGCCUAUGUGUUACGUGCACCUUCGUUCUCUACCACUGUUUGGCCAGGGGAUUAUUUAGAACUAACACUACCAGGUGAACUUCACUCUGAAGAGAUCUUAGCUUUAGAGGCCCGUUACGAUACUGGUGCGCCGAAAAUGUCAACCAAAAUUUGGCCACAACCCAGCCUUACCGAACAAGUUGGAGGAAAAAUUCGCAUUGCUAAUGAUACCGAUCAACCACAAACUCUCAAACGCCAUGAGCACUUCUGUCAAGUAAGACGUGUCCAAACUAUCACAGAUACAGAUAAUCUUGCUUACCCACCGGCCAAACCAGUCCUGUCUGCAGUUUUGAAAGACACUACCUUUUUCUCUGAUAUAGUCAAAUUAGAUCCAGAUUAUAUUUUACCACAGUCUGUUCGUAGAGAUUUCCAAUCGGUCAUGCAAGAGUUCGAUUCUGUUUUUGAUCCUACAAUAACAGGCUAUAAUGGAUCCGUUGGUCCCUUUCAAGCCAUCGUCAAUAAGGGAUCUGUGGAACCCCCUCAACGAAAAGGUAGAAUCCCCCAGUACUCAAAAGAUAAACUACAAGAGUUACAAGAUAUUUUCGACCAAUUGGAAUCGAAACUUCCACAGCCAGUAGCUGAACAGUCCACACAACCUUCACCACAAUCUAUUGGGAUCUCAUUUGCUGCUGAUGUAUUGAAAGGUUGCAAGCAACUCAUUUUCCUUCUACGUGAAACAGACUUUGUUCGUGUGGAUUCAGCGCCUGGUUUCGUAGCUCUUCGUGAAGAUUCUGCUUUGCUUCAACUCGGAAUUACUUUAGACAUGGGUCGAAUAAAGAAUCCUAAUAAGAAUCCGGUCGCAGAGAAAGCUAUUGCUGAAUUGAUAGAUGAAAUUGUACGAUAUCAACCAGAAGGAGGAUCGGUCACACCUCUUGGCUUAUCCAUCGUUGCGUCCAAUUUAAAUUCACGUCUCCGAAAUAGAGGCCUUUCUUCUCGCGAGAUAUGGACUCAGCGCUGCCAGUUUGAUAACACCCAGUUACCAAUUUGUGACCGUGAUCUGAUUCUACAACAGUAUGAAUCUCGUCUUAGGAACCAUCCUUAG